Oryza brachyantha (malo sina) is the source of this 1181-nucleotide messenger RNA. Its product is annotated as 3-oxoacyl-[acyl-carrier-protein] reductase FabG. The transcript has 3 exons. NCBI's taxonomy places the organism in Eukaryota, Viridiplantae, Streptophyta, Magnoliopsida, Poales, Poaceae. The coding region runs from base 69 to 941 and encodes 290 amino acids. The record is from RefSeq and is a predicted model, not a curated record.
CUUUCUACUAGCUCGUGUUGCACGUUGCCGUCACGCCAGUCUGAGGCGAUAGGCCGGAAAGGGAGGGGAUGGGGGACGGCGCCUACGCGAAGCGCGUGCUGCUCGCCUCCGCCGGCGACGACGUCUCGCGGGGGAUCGCCUCCACCCUCGCCACCCAUGGCUGCAGGUACGUAACCUACCUCGCCAUCUCCGCUCUCUGUCUCUCUGAUUCGUCUUUCGGCGUAUGUAGGGUGGUUUUGGUCGGCGACGAGGGCGCCCUGGCUGGGACGGCGGAGGCGGCGCGGCGGUGUGCGGGCGGAGGAGGGGUCGCGGUGGUGGGGCUGGAUCUCCACGCCUGCGACGAGGCGGCCGUCGACGCGGCGGUGGACACUGCGUGGCGCUGCUUCGACGGCCUGGAUGCCAUGGUGAAUUGCUACUCCUACGAGGGUGAAGUGCAAGAUUGCCUAAAUAUAAGUGAAGAUGAGUUCAAGAAGACCAUGAAAGUGAAUGUCAUGACACCUUGGUUUCUAGUAAAGGCAAUGGCAAAGCGGUUCCGGGACUCAGAAUCCAGUUCUGGGGGGUCUUUUGUAUUCGUAACUCAGAUUAUUGGUGCUGAAAGAGGAUUAUAUCCUGGUGCUGCUGCAUAUGGCACAAGCUUAGGUGCUAUUCACCAAUUGGUCCGGCUGUCAGCAAUGGAGCUGGGCAAGCACAAGAUCAGGGUGAACGCUGUCUGCCGCGGGCUGCACCUGGGCGACAGGUUCCCGGAGUCGGUAGGGAAGGAGAAGGCGGAUAAGGCAACGAGGGAGGUGAUGCCGCUGCGGCGAUGGCUGGACCCGGACAAGGACCUGGCGUCCACGGUGCUGUACCUGGUCGGAGACGAGUCUCGGUACAUGACGGGCAGCACCAUCUACGUGGAUGGCGCCCAGUCCAUCGUGCGCCCGCGCAUGCGCUCCUUCAUGUAGAUUCACCACCGUAACCAGCUUAUUUAUAUGUACUGCUAGCCAUUCCAAUUACAAAGAAAGCUCCAUUAUGUGCUUCUGUUUAUAUGAACAGUACUAGUACUGUCUUGGUUAAAUCAAUAUGACAUCGCGCACAGUUAUCAGUGCGAAACAAAACCGAUUGGUUUUCGCUUGUAAAUACUUCACAAAGAGCUAUAUUUUUAUAGAUAUUUUAAAAUGAGGAAUUAAAAUAAUUCCAUCGGC